Ictalurus furcatus (blue catfish) is the source of this 2036-nucleotide messenger RNA. It is a transcript of the gene notum1b, whose product is annotated as notum, palmitoleoyl-protein carboxylesterase b. The transcript has 11 exons. Lineage: Eukaryota; Metazoa; Chordata; Actinopteri; Siluriformes; Ictaluridae. Gene Ontology annotation, molecular function: hydrolase activity. The record is from RefSeq and is a predicted model, not a curated record. Bases 524 to 2011 code for a protein of 495 amino acids.
GUGCCGAUGAGUCACGCCCCUUCGACCAGCCCACUGCUCUGAUUGGCUGAGAGGAGAGCGCAGGGCGAAAUAUUUGAAUAAAAUCCCCACAACGCUUGUCGCGUGGAAAUUAUGAAUCCACAACUGACAUGGACGGUGGAAAGGGAUGCCAUUCUAUCAUGUUCUUCAAUUACAACCCGCGAGAUUAAUCAAGUUGUUUUUUGGCAUUUAUCUUUUUUAAUGGUAUUCUAUUACUGAUGUUUAAGGUUUCCAUGUGUACUCGCACUGAAUGGCCAUUUCUUUCAGGAGAAGUGAUGUUUGGUGAUGUUUCAGCUGAGAUAUAGUCCAGAACCUCUGAACCGUCAUCAUUAGGUUAUAACUUGUAGUCAAGAAGUAGUUUAUAAGAGGACAGAAAACUGGAAUCUGGAAGAAAACACAUGCAGUGAUUAGGCUACAGAGCGUCAGCUGUCUGUCACUCAACCUGUUACCGAGCAAGAAGCUCUUGGAGUUACUGCGGAAUAAAUAUUAAUUGUUCCGUUUGGAGAUGGGGAGACGGACUCCGGUCAUGUUAGCGGUGUUGAUGAUGGUCCUGCUUGUUCCUGAGAGCUCGGAGGGCAGAAAGGGCCGCGGCGGCCGGACUCAGACUCGCCAGUCACAGCGGGACCGGACGGAGACGACAGAGAGCUUCCCUCUGGACUUUACCGCCGUGCAGGACGGCAACGUGGACACGUUCAUGGAGCAGGUGAAGAACCUAGCUCAGUCCCUCUACCCGUGCUCGGCUCAGAAGCUAGAGGAUGACAUGAAGCUUCACUUUCUGGAGAACUCCUCAGUGACCUGCAACGACGGAACACCCGCCGGGUACUACAUGAAGGAGUCACGGGGAAGUAGAAGAUGGUUGCUGUUCCUCGAAGGUGGAUGGUACUGCUUCAACAAACACAACUGUGACACCAGGUAUGACACCAUGAGGAGGCUGAUGAGCUCUACCAGGUGGCCUCAGUCACGCACAGGUACAGGGAUUCUGUCUCCUCAGCCAGAGGAAAAUCCACACUGGUGGAAUGCAAACAUGGUAUUCAUCCCUUACUGCUCCAGUGAUGUGUGGAGUGGAGCUUCACCAAAGACUGACCAAAAUGACUAUGCAUUCAUGGGAUCCCUGAUCAUUCAAGAGGUUGUGAAGGAACUCCUGAUAAAAGGGCUGGAUAAUGCAAAAGUCCUCCUGCUAGCUGGGAGCAGUGCUGGAGGCACAGGUGUUCUGCUGAACGUGGACCGUGUGGCUGAGCUCCUGAAGAGUCUGGGGCAUGGUUCAAUUCAGGUGCGAGGGCUGGCCGACUCGGGCUGGUUUCUGGACAACAAGCAGUACCGCUGCACGGACUGUGUGGACACCAUCGGGUGUGCCCCAACCGAGGCAAUCAAAAGGGGCAUCAGGUACUGGGGCAGUGUUGUACCUGAGCGCUGCAGACUGGCUCACACAGGAGAGGAAUGGAACUGCUUCUUCGGUUAUAAAGUCUACCCUACCCUGAAAAGUCCAGUGUUUGUGGUGCAGUGGUUGUUUGAUGAGGCUCAGCUGACAGUUGAUAACAUUCACCUUACGGGGCAGCCGGUGCAGCAAGGCCAGUGGCGUUAUAUCCAGAACCUGGGCAUUGAGCUCAGGAACACUCUCAAAGACGUCCCGGCCAUGUUUGCACCUGCCUGCUUAUCACACGAGAUUAUCACGAGAAAUUACUGGAUGGAUGUGCAUGUGAAGGGCACGUCUCUGCCUCGUGCUCUGCAGUGCUGGGACCGCAGCCUCCAGAACAGCCUUCGUAACAACAGCAGUCAUCGGUCUCCGCCUCGUGCAUGCCCGCUACAUCUGAUCGACAGCUGCCCAUGGCCUCACUGCAACCCGACGUGCCCUACGAUCCGAGAUCAGAUGACCGGACAGGAAAUGAGCGUCAUCCAGUUCCUCACUCAUAUGGGCUUUGACGUGCAGCGCAUGGCACAGCAGCAGGGCAUGGAGGCUAGCACGCUACUGGGCAUGCUCAAUAAUGGCAACUGAGCCAUGUACACAGAAGCUGAAUGAA